GUCUUAUCUUCUAAGCCAAACUCGCUUACUUAAACAUGCGGCCAUCUGUGUAGUGAGAUCUGAUGAGUGGCCCUAACACUUCUCAGACAAUGUUUCCAUACUUUCUGCUGGUAUACUCAGUUUUCAGCAACAGUUCCUUGUUGCACGAGGAGACAGGCAGCUUCCUAAAUAAUGGCUCUGCAUUUGCGACCAACAUGUCUGUGGACUGGAUAGGAUGCGGAUAUGCCACUCUUGUGGCAUCCGGAGGAGUCAUUGGUUAUGUGAAAGCAGGCAGUGUCCCCUCAUUGGCUGCUGGUCUGCUCUUUGGGGGGCUCGCAGGUUUUGGAGCAUACCAGGUCUCCAAUGACCCUAAUAAUGUUUGGGUGUCUUUAGCUACAUCAGGAGCUCUGUCCGCCAUCAUGGGGAAGAGGUUCUACGGGUCGAGGAAGUUCAUGCCAGCUGGUUUGAUAGCAGGAGCAAGUCUGCUGAUGGUGGGGAAGCUUAGUCUGACGUUUCUUCAGAAACCUACAGGGUCCUCAUGAGGUGAAAGCUCUUCAAGAACAAUCUUCAGCUCCGGCUUGGUCAUGUUUGGAGCAGCCCUCUGGAAUUUGAUUUUCACUGUUACUUUUGUCAAAAGUACAAAAAGAAAAAAAUCAAUUUGAUGAUAAAAAGUAUAAUUUGUAUAGAAA
Messenger RNA from Girardinichthys multiradiatus, 668 nucleotides. RefSeq names its product transmembrane protein 14Ca (gene tmem14ca). The transcript is spliced from 5 exons. The record is from RefSeq and is a predicted model, not a curated record. Gene Ontology annotation, biological process: regulation of heme biosynthetic process. Lineage: Eukaryota; Metazoa; Chordata; Actinopteri; Cyprinodontiformes; Goodeidae. The coding region runs from base 63 to 521 and encodes 152 amino acids. Gene Ontology annotation, cellular component: mitochondrial membrane.